AAAAAACAAUUUCCAAGGAAUAAAACCGUGUGCAUGCAAAGAAAUAAAGGUACAAAGGCAAGAGUCGAAGCAUCGUCAAAAUUCCUAUAUAAAUCCAAGCCUUUCCAAUCGCUUCUCAAAUCCCUAUACAUUCCUCUUACCUAAGAAGUCAUCGAUGGCUUCCAAACGUAUUGCCAAGGAGUUAAAAGACCUGCAAAAGGAUCCUCCAGUUUCUUGCAGUGCUGGUCCUGUUGGUCAAGACGUGUUUCACUGGCAAGCAACAAUUAUGGGUCCAGCAGAUAGUCCUUAUGCGGGGGGUUUAUUUUCAGUGAACAUUCACUUUCCACCAGAUUAUCCCUUUAAGCCACCAAAGGUUUCCUUUAAAACCAAAGUCUAUCAUCCUAACAUCAACAAUAAUGGAAGCAUCUGCCUUGACAUUUUGAAAGAGCAAUGGAGCCCUGCUCUUACUGUUUCCAAGGUGUUAUUGUCGAUAUGCUCACUGCUAACGGACCCAAAUCCAGAUGAUCCAUUGGUUCCAGAUAUAGCUCACACGUACAAAAAUGACAGAGCCAAGUACGAAAAUACUGCCCGAUCUUGGACCCAGAAGUAUGCGAUGGGCUAAAUAAAACAAAACCAACAAUGCUUGCACUUUUAUGUUUGCUGGAUUUGCAUGCAAAGGUUAUAAUUAUUAGGUUAUAUUAUGCUCAAACUUAGUGGAGAUCAACAUUACAGUGGUUGCUUUCUCUGCACCAUCUAAUAAUAUUUUGUGAUUAAUAUAUCAUCACCUUGUACAUCUAUAUUCUCAACUUCCUCAAUUCUGCUAUGCUAUGGGGGUUGAAUAUGAAAUUACUUGCAAGUCUAAUAGGGUUGAUA
Molecule: messenger RNA, 852 nt
Organism: Cucumis sativus (cucumber)
Lineage: Eukaryota; Viridiplantae; Streptophyta; Magnoliopsida; Cucurbitales; Cucurbitaceae
Product: ubiquitin-conjugating enzyme E2-17 kDa
Exons: 5
Coding region: 155-601 (148 amino acids)
Biological process (GO): protein polyubiquitination
Cellular component (GO): nucleus
Molecular function (GO): ubiquitin conjugating enzyme activity
Source: RefSeq, a predicted model, not a curated record